Cyclospora cayetanensis is the source of this 756-nucleotide messenger RNA. RefSeq names its product hormone receptor 4-like. NCBI's taxonomy places the organism in Eukaryota, Apicomplexa, Conoidasida, Eucoccidiorida, Eimeriidae. The record is from RefSeq and is a predicted model, not a curated record. The coding region runs from base 1 to 756 and encodes 251 amino acids. The transcript is spliced from 4 exons.
AUGGACUCGGAGGAAAGGAAACCAACUGAGAGCGAGUUGCUCGCAGAAAAGCUGCUACAAGGUUGGACGAUGCUAGGAGAUGUAUGCCCUUCCUGCGGCCGAGUUCCCCUAAUGCGGAGGAAAGAGGGAGGCGACUGGUGCGUUGCAUGCAAGAGCUUCAUGCCAUCUGCUGCACCCUUGCAGCAGCAGCAACAACAACAGGAACAGACACAGCAGGAGCAGCAACAUCAACAUCAAGACGCUGUCGAAGAUGCACAAGAGAGCAGCGACAGCGAAACAUCUGGAGUCUGCACAGCGAGUAGGGAGGGAAAGGCAGCUUCUCUGAGGAGUGAUUUUGAACGUGUUUUACAUACAAAGCGUGGCAUUCCCUGUGGCAUCGGGGGUGUUAACACUCCUAGGAGUGCGUUGCCUCCUCUCCGCGUGGCGGCUGCAUUCGGACUGCAGGCUUCCCCAGAGGAGAGGCUUGCGGCUUGCAGUGCUGCAAUCCAAAGGGAAGGAGCAGCUGCAGCGGCAGCGCUCGAGCAGCAGCGAGCGCAGUUGCAGGCGCAGGUGCAGCAGCAGCAACAGCAGCAGCAUGCAGAGAGCAGUACCCCCUCUACUUCUUCUGGCACGAUGUCGGCGGGCAUGUGGCGGCCCCUGGUAAACGUAGGGGCGAAGCUCCCCCUUUUAAAUUAUGAUUUCUGCCUGCGAGAACUCUUGCCACAUGUUUUUGGAGGUAGUGGAGUGCUGCUGCGUUCGCGCGAUGCAGCCGUCUAA